Messenger RNA from Hyla sarda, 1715 nucleotides. It is a transcript of the gene TRMT9B, whose product is annotated as tRNA methyltransferase 9B (putative). Bases 274 to 1608 code for a protein of 444 amino acids. Gene Ontology annotation, cellular component: nucleus; cytoplasm. The transcript has 4 exons. Gene Ontology annotation, biological process: tRNA wobble uridine modification. The record is from RefSeq and is a predicted model, not a curated record. NCBI's taxonomy places the organism in Eukaryota, Metazoa, Chordata, Amphibia, Anura, Hylidae. Gene Ontology annotation, molecular function: S-adenosylmethionine-dependent methyltransferase activity; tRNA binding.
CCCUCCUCUGUCCCCGGCACAUCACCAGAUUACUACAGGGAGCAAGCCCUGCAUCUUCCUGCUCCGUCUGGACACACAAGACCCCCCUGCUGCCUGAUCCUGACCACCCAGCACACGCUUCUUCUCCGGAUCACGGGCACUUUGCCCAGUCAGCUGCAGCAGGAGGGUAUGGAGGGGGCACAUUAUGCCAAUCCGUGCAGUUUGAGCUUCCAUGGUCACAAUGCUGGGCACUGAUUGCAAAACACGGGUUCCAAGGCUGGCAUCAGCGGCAGCAUGGACCAUGAAGCUGCCCAGCUGGAGAAUCAACAUGUGCACAGCGUGUAUGAGAGUACAGCUCCGUAUUUCAAUGAGCUGCAGAGUAAAGCAUGGCCGAAGGUUCGACAAUUUCUGCUGGAGCAAAAACCAGGCAGUCUUGUUGUUGACAUAGGUUGUGGUACAGGAAAGUAUCUCAGUGUAAACUGCAAUACAUAUAAUCUUGGCUGUGAUUACUGUGAACCUCUAGUGGAGAUUGGCAGAAAUAACAACCUUGAAGUCAUGGUAUGUGACAAUCUCAAUCUCCCUUUUAGGGACAAGUGUUUCGACACCAUUAUCUCUAUUGGGGUGAUUCAUCAUUUUUCCACUAAGCAAAGAAGAAUUCGUGCAAUAAAAGAAAUGGCAAGAAUUUUGCAUCCCGGUGGUCAGAUAAUGUUGUAUGUUUGGGCAAUGGAACAAAAAAGCCGUCGGUUUGAAAAACAAGAUGUAUUUGUGCCAUGGAACAAAGAAUUAUUGCCUCGACGAACCCCAGAAAUAAACCAGUAUGAAAAUAAAGCAAACCCCAAUAUUAAGUCUAAUGAAAUCGACCAAAAGUUGGUCCAAGAGUCGGAGAGCAUCAAUUUGCAUAACCUAAAGCAGACUUUUGAUUCUAAGCAGUCACAUAAUACUAGCACCUGUAAAGCAAGUGAAACAUGCUGCAUGAAAUUUCCCAAUGAUGAUAGUAGACUCUACAGUGCUUUUGGAAGAUCUAUUCGCUCAUGGUUCUUCUCCAGGUCCCUUGAUGAGUCCAUCUUAAAGAGGCAGAUUGAUAAGAUGAAGUCUCUCAGCCCAGUCAGUGGGUGGGUGAACAGCACGGUGUCUGUGCAGCCUUCUCGACACUGUAGUCUUGACCUUGGACACCAGAAGUUUCUACUAAAGGAGCAUAGUUUCGAUGAUGACGAGGUUUUUAUUAAAAAUGAUACGCACAAAAAGCAUCAGUGGUUUUUAGCUUUAGAUCCCUCGAAAAAUGAAAAUGGAAGACAUGUUGGUUUGGUCCGGAAUGAUAUGAAGCAAAACUUUCAGCAAGAUGGCAAAUACUUUAGCUGUAUUUGUAGCAGUGAGGGUGAAACUGGUACCCAAAACAAAAUCUUAAAAAGAACUUCAACCACAGAGUCCAGCGACUCAGUUUUGGAUGAAACCGUGGCAGCCAGUGACCAAGAGGCAGAUGCUGUUGACUCAACAGCAUACAUGCGAUAUUAUCAUGUUUUCCGUGAGGGAGAACUGCGUAGCCUCUUGGAAACCGAUGUUCCAGAACUUAGCGUUAUAAGUUCUUCUUUUGACCAUGGUAACUGGUGUGUAAUUGCAGAAAAAAAAUAAUCUUAUCCUACAAGUAUUUUAUUUUUACAUAAAGUCAUGGUUGAUUCGUACUAGUAAGUCUUACAGUGGGGAUCAAAAGUUUGGGCACCUCAGCUAAAAAUUUGUAU